AUCAUCAUCAACAACAGCAACACCACAAUCAGCAUCACCAUCAUCAUCUCACUUGUCCACAGCAUCAUUCUCCUCCUCCUCACCAUCAUCAUCAUCAUCAUCAACAACAACAACACCAGUGUCAAAACCAUGGGUAGGGCGAGCUCUAACGGUAUCAGAGCACUGCAACGGAUUCGAUCUAGCAACCAGACGAUCCUGUUGUCCUGUGAUGUUCACAGCAACGUUACGGAGACCAGCUUGGUUAACAUCGACGCUCCUCAAUCGUUCAGUUCGAUCACUGAUCACCAACGGUUCUACUACUACUACUACUACAACAACUACUACUACUCUUAAAGCACGAUCUCCACCGACAACGGGUAAAAAUUCCUCUACAGCUCCGUACCCCUUAAAACAACUUCCGGGGCCUAAAGGAUGGCCUUUUCUCGGUAUUUUCCCCGAGUUGCUAAGGAAGGAAAAUCGUGGAUCCGUACACAAAGUCCAGUUAAAAUUCCACGAAAAAUACGGCCGGAUGUUCAGGUUAAACUUUGGCCCGCAUAUCAACGUAGGCCUCGCAGACCCAGACUUAGUGGAAGAAUUCAUGCGAAACGAGGGAAAACAUCCGAAUCGGCCACCGUAUCAGAGCUGGGUGCUUUAUAAAGAAUUAAGAAAGAAAGAAACGGGUUUAAUGACGGCAGCAGAUCACAAGUGGUACAAAUACCGCAGUGCUAUCGCCCCACGAUUGAUGCGGCCUCAAGCAGUCACAUGUUAUACAGACCAGUUAAAUAGCGUAGCGUUAGAUUUGUUAACAAGAAUACGUAAAAUCCGAAAAGAAGACAAUACAGUCGACUUGUUACAAAACGAACUUUACAAAUGGGCCACAGAAUCUGUCGGUUAUGUUCUCUUCGGUUCGCGACUGGGCUGUUUAGCAGAUACAAUGCCACAGAACAUCCAAGAUCUCAUCGAUGCGGUCGGAGUAAUGUUCGUUACCGGACACCAAAUGGCAAUCGGUGCCAGUAUACACCAAUUCCUUAAUACUAAAAUUUGGCAGAAGCACGUAUCAUCAUCUGACAUAAUCUAUGGUCUAGCUCAAGAAUUUAUUGAUCAGCAAUUGGUGGGAUAUUCAAAAGAUAGAUCACAAGUUGAUCCACCCCAAAAUGGAACCGCUUUACUCAACUAUCUUCUAAGCAAUCCUUCAUUUUCAAUGGCAGAAAUUUAUUCCAAUAUGGCUGAACUGUUCUUGGCAGGUCUUGAUACGGCAUCCAAUUCUCUCGGAUUUGCUAUCUACCUUUUGGCUAGCAACCCUGAAGUUCAAGAAAAACUUCAUGAGGAAAUUUCCCGGACGCUACAGGGUCAACCGUGUCAAAGUUCACACUUAACUAACAUGCCUUACUUGAAAGCAGUUUUAAAGGAGUCGAUGCGACUUUAUCCAGUUAUCCCGAUCGGAGCCAGAAUUACCACAGAAGAUAUUGUAUUAGAUGGCUACCACAUACCAAAGGGGACCUGUCUCAUGAUCAACAAUUACGCAAUGUCACGUGAUGAAAGGAAUUUCCCCAAUGCUAAUGAAUUCAUCCCUGAGAGAUGGUUUCGCAGUGACACCCGCAAAUUCCAUCCUUUUGCAGUAAUUCCGUUUGGACACGGCUCCCGGAGUUGCAUCGGUCGACGAAUUGCUGAACUUGAGCUUUACCUUGCAAUAACACAUUUGUGUCAAAAUUUCCGGCUUAAAGUGGAAGAUGGCUUUGAAGUGGAACCAUUUCUAAGAACUGUUCUCACUGUUGGGAAAAACUUUCCAAUACAAUUCAUUGAACGGUAAAAUCGGAAUAGUUUCCUGGAAGGAAAAAAAAAAAAAACAGAAAUUAAAGGAAGACAAGGGAAAAA
Molecule: messenger RNA, 1854 nt
Organism: Octopus sinensis (East Asian common octopus)
Lineage: Eukaryota; Metazoa; Mollusca; Cephalopoda; Octopoda; Octopodidae
Product: cytochrome P450 27C1
Exons: 10
Coding region: 209-1789 (526 amino acids)
Biological process (GO): cholesterol metabolic process; cellular response to peptide hormone stimulus; glucocorticoid biosynthetic process
Cellular component (GO): mitochondrial inner membrane
Molecular function (GO): heme binding; oxidoreductase activity, acting on paired donors, with incorporation or reduction of molecular oxygen; iron ion binding
Source: RefSeq, a predicted model, not a curated record